GGUGGUUCUGUGGUUCUGUAGUUCCAGUUGGUACCGGUGCUGGACCGCUUCUCUACCACGCGCAGCCUGCGUUGACAUGCCCUGCAAGCCACACCAAACUUGAACUCUCGCCUGCAAGCUUGACUGCUCUCCUCUUCCCGCUACGCUACGGACAAUCUCCUUCGUCACCAAGCAGUUCCAGUUCCAGUUCCAGUUCCUGCGAGCGUCCUGCUUCCCUUCCUUCUCCGGAUCUUCACUUGGACCUUGGAUUCCCGUCACUUCUGAACGACUGUCGCUCUUUCUUGUUCGUCGUUCGCAACCAUACUCUAGUCACCUUCCGACCUCGACACAUACAUUCCUAGGGGUCGGUAGCAUCAACACAUCCUCUCUACUCACUCUAGUCCGGGAAUCGUUUCAACGGAUCCCUGCGCAUAGAAACGCACUCAACCCUCACGCGUAAUCCGUCAUCCUCCCAAAAUCUGCCGCGCCGCACCCAGCCCUCAAUCCUUCGAAUCCUGUUUUAGAAGCCUCCGAACGGCCGUCGACCACCAUUGACCGAACCAAUUGUCCCUCUACUACCUCAUGCCUCUACAAAUAUUGAGACAGUGACAACAACUUCUCGUCCGUCGCUGCGGCGCAGACGCAUAUUAUCAUGCAUCUGUUGUCGCGGUUCGACCUGCGGGUGUCGACCGCUUUAAUAUGGCUCGCAACGCAAGGAGUAUCUCAGACAGUACCUGCACCUAAUCUAGAUCUCAACUCCCUCGGCGAUGUCACACUCGCAGGCAACUUUGACGCCAUCUCAGUCUAUUCGUCGGUGGGGCAGCAGCAAGGAUACAGCAGUAAUGGCACCCAGUCGAUCUUGUCGCAGUUACCCACGGGGGCCUACGAUCACCUCUGGUCAACAGACGCCAGCAUACAGGCCAUGUGUCCGCUCGUGCUACAGGAUGGCACAAUCUCAGGGCUUGUUGUAGGAGGGAAUUUCACCAGUAUUGGAGGUGUCGCUGCGCGAUCUUGUGCCAUGUUGAAUGUGACGACACGGAAGAUUGAGGCUCUUUCAGGGCUUGAAGGCACGGUUUCUGCACUUUAUUGUGACAAGGAGACGGAAACAGUCUAUGUGGGAGGCGCUUUUGAAGCUGGAAACAACACGAAUGCCAUCGCAUACAAGUCUGGCAGCUGGUCAAGCCUCCCAUUUGCAGGUUUUGACGCCCCAGUGACCUCGAUCACAAAGGCUCCCAAUGGACAUAUUGUCUUUGGAGGGUCAUUUACCGGUCUGGGCAACGUCUCUUCCAGCUCUUUACUUAAUUCACAGGUGCAGGUCAUUAACCUUGCAAGCGCCAGUAUUUCCGCAGAAGGCAAUACAACCACAGCUGGCUUGGGUGACCCAAGAAACGUUGUUUGUCCCUCAAACAGUACCGACGGAAACUCGACGUUCUUGUUCGCCGACAACACAGCAGGUUCCUGGCGUGCCGAGCUGGCAUACGGAUUCGAACCCACCAAACUGCGAUUAUGGAACGCGAACUCAGAUGGACGUGGAAUUCGAACAUGGCGGUUCACAGCUCUUCCCAUCAACGGAAUCAUGAACUUUACAUACACCGACCCCGAGACUGGCAAUACAGCCCAUUGCGAUGCCAGAUGUCCACUGGCGCAGAAUGCAUCCCAACCGUACCAGGACUUCUAUUUUGUCAACCGGGUCGGCAUGAACAGCUUCACCAUUGAUGUUUCGGAAUGGUAUGGGGCCGGAGCUGGUUUUGACGGGAUCGAAUUGUUCCAGAGCGACAUCUUCGCAUAUGCUAUUGAAGCGUUCAAUGAACCGAGCUGCGAAACUUCGGCGCUUCGCUCCGAAGCUACCGCAACUGGUCCGUGGUACACUACCCCUUCAAGGCAAAGUGUCGCCGAUUACCUCACCGCAGUUGUGGGACCAACCACGGUCAACUCGACGUCGAUCGUUUUCGAACCGGACGUACCGAAAGGCGGAAAUUAUUCGAUCAUUGUUUACACUCCUGGAUGUAUACAAGACAGUUCUUGCUCCGCGCGCGCAAUUGUCAACGUCACGGGGACACUGACAGAGGAUGGAAAUCAAGCAUUCAAUACACAGCUGUUCCAGACGAACAAUUUCGACAAGUAUGACCAGGUUUAUCAAGGACAUGUCGAUGCAACCAGCGAUACCUUCCGACCGUCGGUAACAAUCAUUCCAUCCGGACUGCAGACGGACCAGCUAAUAGUUGCGUCGCGCGUCCGAUUUGGACUCAUCUCAUCCACAGGGGGUCUCAAUGGCCUGUUUGACUAUGAUCCGAAGAGUGACUUUGUCGACAUGGAUUUUACCCAAUCUGCAAUCAACAACGCCGGCACAGAACUGCAUGCGAACGCUCAUGUCCUGGCAUUGACCACUCAGAAUGAUACCAUCUAUGCUGCCGGCCGAUUCUCCGACGACCUUUUCGAGAAUAUCAUGGCCUUUCAAAACGGAAAUGCGACCUCGCUGCCUGGCGGCGGCCUCAAUGCACCCGUGACAUCACUCUACACCAUGGACGAUUUCCUCUAUGUCGGCGGCAACUUUACAGGUACCAAUAAAGGCGGCUUGAAUGGUUUGAACAACGUUGCGGCAUAUCAGUACUCGAAAAACGCAUGGGUUCCGCUGGGCGCAGGACUGGAUGGUCCGGUGGAGGCAGUUGUACCCCUGAUGAUGAACAUCUCCCAAAACACCGAAACAGUCAUCGCUUUCUCUGGCUCUUUUACUCAAAUCCUGCAGUCGGGUUCGGACUCUGCAGAGCGAGCAAAUGGUUUGGCAAUCUGGGUGCCUUCGAAAAACGCAUGGAUUCAGACUCUGAAGAUUCAGAAGGAAGCCCUAGCCGGUCAACUCUUUGCGGCGACGUUUUUGCCGAACAAUACUUGGCUCGGGGCUGGAACACUCGGCUCCCUUGGAUUAGCCAUGAGCGGGGCCGCUGGUAUGCGUUCUCAGUCGGGCCAGGUCACCCUGCAACAGUUACCGAUUGAUAUUGAUACUACAUCAAGCUCUGGGUCGACUUCUUCGAGAAAACGCGCGGUGGCAACGACAGGAACCGUGGCUGGUGUCAACAGCGGAGCGUAUUACAGCGGCCAUGAUCAAAAUGUCACCAUAUUUGGCGGUCAUUUUACAGCUACUGGGACGAACGGGUCAACCAUCAACAACCUUAUGUUCCUCAACGGAUCUAACAACAACCUCGUUACGGGUGCGCCCGAAGGCCUGGACUCCAACUCUACCAUAAUGACCAUGGUCCUUUCAGGAGAUUUGCUAUUCGCUGGAGGCCGCAUUACAGGUCAUGUCGGCAACGCUAAUAUUAAUGGGUUGGCUCUGUACGAUAUGACCACCGCAGCAUUUCGAACCAUCCAACCUGCAUCAUUGCAGGGGCCCGACGUUGUGGUCAAUGCGCUUGUACCAAAAUCAGGCACGUCUGCCGUGUACGUUGGUGGCGCCUUUGACCAGACUUCGCAGGGCCUUCCAUGUCCUUGCGUGUGCAUGUAUGACACUGCUACCAGCCAAUGGAACACUGUCGGGACGGAGUUGGACGGAACGGUGUCUGCUUUGUUCUGGACUUCCAAAACCACUCUGCUAGCGGCAGGAAAUUUGACGGUAGCAAACAACCAGACAUCCUUGGCCUCUUACGACACGAAAAGCCAGAUGUGGACUGCCACCUCGAAUCCUGUCAUUCCCGGGCCAGUCUCAGCCUUUGCCCCUGCCACAGACAAUGCAGACCAUAUGUGGGUAGCAGGUACAGCCAACAAUGGCUCGACAUUCUUGGUUGAGAUUGACGGAGACAAUAAUCGACCAGUUGUGGACGCCUUCGGCACUGGUACUACUAUUCAGGGGUUGCAAGUCAUGCCUUUAACCAAGGACCACAAAUCAACAGAUUUCAUGGAUAAUGAUCAGGCCUUGCUGGUGACAGGUCAACUGAACAUUAGUGGGUUCGGCAAUGCAGCUGCAGCCUUGUUCAACGGUACCACUAUGGCGCCUUUGAUCCUUGCUUCCACCUUGAAUGGCGAUCCGGGGAGUAUCAGCCAAGUCUUUACAUCGAAGACCAACAACCUCAAAUCAAGUCAUCGUGGCCAUUCCAGAGGCAUCGCUGUCCUGGUUGCUUUAUGUGCAGCCCUGGGCACGAUAUUCCUGAUCAUAUUACUCGGCAUCAUACUGAACCGCAUCCAACGCCGACGAGCGGGUUACAAGACCGUACCGAGCGUGCCAUAUGCGGACAAGAAUUCCAACAUUCAUCGUGUACCUCCAGAAGCACUGUUGGGCCAUCUUGGUUCCAAGCAACCAGCUGCACCUACGGUGUGAUAGCGAUGAAAGGACAGAAUUUUUUUCUGGUCUGCGGAUGGAAAUGAAGCCACGAUCCCCACGAAUAAUGUUACGGAAAAAAUUGCUGACGGCCGGCCCUGUUCCAUGUUUCCCUGGAGAUUAAUCGACAUGGAGCAAUGGAUGGAUGGAAUUGUCUUUCUCUUUUUGCUGUUUUUUGCUUUCUUCUACUAUUCCAGCUUGAUACCCGGACGGUGCUGGCUUUUCAUUUUCAUUUGGCUGUGUAUGGGCUGUAUAGACGACGAUCGAGUUUUCGGGACCAUUCUCUUAAUAUUGCCGGAGAGGUCUUUUUCUUUUUGUUGUGCUGGUUUUUUCAAAAAGGAUACAAUUGCAUGGCGCUGUGGCGUAUCAUUCAUCGACAGGUACAGGUGCAGAUACCGGGAGCUUGGCUUUUGUGAACAAAUUAUUUCAGGCGAGCUAGAGGGAGAGUGGACUACUCGUACUAGUGUUUCUGUGGUCUCUCGCAAGGAGUUGUAUCUGUGACGGCGACUGUGACUGCUACGGUGUUAACAGGCAGUGGUGCUCUUGGAGUGCAUAGGAGAGCAUAGCGAGAGCAGAACAGAACAGAACAGAGGAAGAGCAGAACUAACGAGUUCUGACCUAAAUCCAAUAAUUAAUGUGAUGCUCUCUAUUCCG
This is a messenger RNA of Exophiala dermatitidis NIH/UT8656, 4942 nucleotides long. RefSeq lists its product as uncharacterized. Gene Ontology annotation, cellular component: plasma membrane of growing cell tip. The coding region runs from base 632 to 4288 and encodes 1218 amino acids. The record is from RefSeq and is a predicted model, not a curated record. Lineage: Eukaryota; Fungi; Ascomycota; Eurotiomycetes; Chaetothyriales; Herpotrichiellaceae. The transcript has 2 exons. Gene Ontology annotation, biological process: positive regulation of establishment of bipolar cell polarity regulating cell shape. Gene Ontology annotation, molecular function: protein binding.